AUGCAGACAGAAGGAAACAUAAAGCAGUCAGUAAUAACAACCAAUCAGGUAUUUGCAAUGAAACUGAAUGAGACCAAUGCAGGUUUUUCUUGCAGAUUGUAUUCCAUUGUUGUAUUUGCUGCCAUUGCUGGGUUUUCAUUCAUUGGAACACUCCUGGCGGGAGCACAGAAUAAGCCCAAGAUCUCAACGGCCUGUGCACUACAUUCCCAAGCCAUUCAAGGCUAUAAGCAGGAAGGUGACAUUAUUUUGGGAAUACUUAUUGAGCUUUUCAUUUACAAACACACUACCGAUGAAAAAUUCAUGAAAGAACCUUUGAAAUUUAUUAGUUAUGGAACUCAGGAUAGCAGCUUCAAUGAUAGAGUUCAGUUUCCAACAUUUUACAGCACUAUGACCAGCGAGAACUCCCAGAAUAAAGCCAUUAUUCACCUCCUCAAAACAUUUAACUGGACAUGGGUGGGAAUUGUAUCAUCAGAUGAUGCAGAACGCCACGUAAGGAAUGAGAAGCUAAAAGCUCAGAUAAUCAAUAGCGGUGCUGCUUGUGUUGAAUUUUACAUUGUCAUCAAGGAGAAGAAUCUUCCUACCUUGUUUCACUCUGCAGAAACAAUAAAAAGCUCAACUUCAAAUGUUAUCAUAGUGGACAUAAGCAUAAGGUACUUCAAUGAUAUCGUCUUAAGCUUGGCAAUCAACUCGGAAAGGAAAAUCGUUUGGAUUGUUUCAAUUGACAUGACAAGUACAUUGGUAAACUAUGAAAUAACAGCAUUAAAUGGAUCCCUAUUUUUAGCAUUACCCCAAGGGGACAUACCUGGUCUGCAGGAGUUCAUGUACUCUGUAAACCCUUUGAAAUUUCCAAUGGAUCCUAUAACUGCCUCUCUGUGGGAUGAAGUAUUUUCUCUACCAAAUGAAACAGGAACCAUAAAUAAUAGAAAUGGCACUUUAAAAACGUUUGAGCCAUAUGUUCCUAACUUUAAUACCUACAGACUGACCUAUAAUACAUAUGUAUCUGUAUAUGCCCUAGGACAUGCUCUUCAUAAUAUGUAUAUGGAUAGUAUUUCCAAGAGGUUGGAUUCUUCAGAAUUUGUGGAAACAUUCGUGCCAUGGAAGUUAAACAGUUAUUUAAAGAAAGUCAAUUUUAAGACCAUAUCUGGAGAUGAAAUAUUCUUUAAUGAGCAUGGAGAAGCUCCAGGGCGUCUUGAUAUCCUCAACGUGUACAUAUUUCCUAAUGGAACAAUGACUACCAGGAAGGUUGGGAACUUUGAUUCAACAGCUCUUCAUGGAGAUAACUUCAUUAUUUACAAAGAAAACAUUUUGUGGUCACCUCAUUUUUAUGGGAUCCCUCAUUCCACUUGCAGCGCAAACUGCCCUCCUGGUUCAAGAAAGGUUUUAAUCAAGGAGAAGCCAAUUUGUUGUUAUAACUGUAUUCAGUGCUCAGAAGGAGAAGUAUCUACUGUGUCUGAUAUGGAAAACUGUGUGAAAUGUCCUAACAUCCAGUGGUCGAAUGGGCAGAGAGACAAAUGCAUUAUGAGGACCUUGGACUUUCUGUCUUUUGGGGAUGCCUUGGGACUAUCUCUGGCUUGUAUGGCUGUUUUCCUGUCUGUAUUAACGACAACGGUUUUGAUCAUCUUUAUAAAGUACAAACAUACAACUAUAGUAAAAGCAAAUAACAGAGAGCUUAGUUAUUAUCUUAUUAUCUCACUGAUAUUGUCUUUUCUCUGCUCUUUAUUAUUUAUUGGUUGGCCAAUGAAGGGCACCUGUUUAAUAAGACAAGUUGUAUUCGCCAUUGACUUUACCUUCAGUAUCUCCUGUGUGUUGGGCAAAACUCUAACUGUUGUUAUUGCCUUUAGUGCCACCAGGCCUGGAAGCAAAUUAAGAGGCUGGGUUGGUACAAGGAUCCCAAAAUGCAUUGUGUUGCUCUGCACUCUUGUCGAGAUUUUUAUCUGCUCAUUAUGGCUGAUCAAUUCUCCCCCGUUUCUAGAAUAUGAUACUGAGUCCCACACAACAACGAUGAUUUUACAGUGCAAUGAAGGAUCAACUGGUGCAUUCUAUACCGUGAUUGGCUAUAUUGGACUUUUGGCUUUGAUAUGCCUCUUUGUUGCUUAUCUUUCUCGUGAAUUACCAGACAUUUUCAAUGAAGCUCAGUAUAUUACUUUCAGCAUGUUGGUGUUCUGCAGUGUCUGGAUCUCCUUCAUCCCAGCCUAUUUGAGCACCAACGGCAAGUAUUUGACAUCCGUGGAAAUAUUUGCCAUACUCGCUUCUGGAUCAGGACUUCUUGGCCUUAUAUUUGUCCCUAAGUGCUAUAUCAUUCUGUUAAAGCCAGAACGGAACACAAAACACUGUAUCCAAAAGGAUGUGAGGAUCUCCAAAAAUAAAGAGGCAAAUAUA
Molecule: messenger RNA, 2379 nt
Organism: Xenopus laevis (African clawed frog)
Lineage: Eukaryota; Metazoa; Chordata; Amphibia; Anura; Pipidae
Product: vomeronasal type-2 receptor 26
Exons: 7
Source: RefSeq, a predicted model, not a curated record